AUGACCCUUACUUCAGCACUGGCCCCUUUCUCAUUCUAUUCCUCGACCGGACAGUGUGCGGACAUGUCUCAUCGCAAAUUCCAUGCACCCCGCCAUGGACACAUGGGGUUCCUGCCCCACAAGCGUAGCAAGAAGCAUAGGGGCAGGGUGCGGACAUGGCCCAAAGAUGACCCCAGCCACCCUGUCCACCUCACUGCCUUCCUGGGAUACAAGGCCGGCAUGACCCACACGCUGAGGGAUGUGCACCGCACUGGCCUCAAGCAAGCAAAGCGAGAGCAAGUGGAGGCGGUUACCAUCAUUGACACUCCUCCAGUCAUUGUGGUGGGGGUAGUGGGAUACAUUGAGACUAUCCGUGGCUUGCGUUCCCUCAAAACCAUCUUUGCGGAGCAUCUCAGUGACGAGUGCAAGCGCAGAUUUUAUAAAAACUGGUACAAGAGCAAGAAGAAGGCCUUCACCAAGUACAGUAAGAAGUGGCAGGAUGAGACAGGAAAGAAACAGCUGGACAAGGAUUUCGCUCAGAUGAAGAAAUACUGUUCAGUAAUCAGGGUUAUUGUUCACUCUCAGGUGCGAUUGCUGGCCGUAAAGCAGAAAAAGGCCCACAUCACGGAGGUGCAGCUAAACGGGGGAAGCAUCGCGGACAAGGUGGACUGGGCUAAGGAGCACCUGGAGCAAGCUGUGCCUGUCUCUGCCGUCUUCUACCAGGAUGAGAUGAUUGACAUCAUUGGAGUCACCAAGGGUCAUGGCUUUAAAGGUGUGACAAGCCGCUGGCGCACAAAGAAGCUUCCCAGGAAGACUCACAAGGGUCUGAGGAAGGUGGCCUGUAUUGGAGCCUGGCAUCCGGCCCGUGUGUCGUACACUAUAGCUCGUGCAGGUCAGAAGGGCUAUCACCACCGCACUGAGAUCAACAAAAAGAUCUACCGUGUUGGUAAGGCAGUGCACAUCCGGGACGGAAAGGUGAUCCGGAACAAUGCCUCCACUAGCUACGACACCACCCAGAAGGCCAUCACGCCCAUGGGAGGCUUCCCUCACUAUGGUGAAGUGAAUAAUGACUUUGUCAUGGUGAAGGGCUGCGUGGUCGGGUGUAAGAAACGCGUCCUCACCCUCAGAAAGUCUUUGCUCGUGCACACGUCUCGCAAGUCCAAGGAGACCAUCGAGCUCAAGUUCAUCGACACCACAUCAAAAUUCGGCCAUGGCCGCUUCCAGACUGCCCAGGAGAAGAAGGCAUUCAUGGGUCCGCUGAAGAUGGAUGUCCUGAAAAAAGCGACGGAGCCUCUGACCGAGGAGGCCUGAAAGCAAUUCUCAAUUUUCAUACAGUAAUAAAACACAGAAACACCAAAGUUUCAAAUACACCGUGUGUGAUCGUGUCAUGUAAAUUAACAUUGGUGUUGCAUAAUUGAUGUGUAUUUGUUUUAACUGGAUUAAUUAUACAUUUAAAUGGAAUAAUUACCAUAGAUUUAACAGGUUUUUAUUCGCUGAUAAUCCAUGAGUUUAUUUACAUUGUUCAAAAACAACAUGCACCAUGGAAGCUUGAUCAUCAUUAUCAUCUCCAUGUUUUUCAUCAGUGGAUUAGAAAAUGAUUAAAUAGAUAGUUUGUUAAUUCAACAUUCUUCACCAGGUCAUCUACAGCACCUUGUUUUGACGUACAUCUAGUAUUUACAUCUUUUAUCAGUGUUGGCAUCAAAUUAAAAAAAAAAAGUGCUCUAACUGGUAUACAGUUCAAUCAUCUUCACAGUACAGGGCACUUUAGCACCA
This is a messenger RNA of Anarrhichthys ocellatus (wolf-eel), 1752 nucleotides long. RefSeq names its product 60S ribosomal protein L3-like. Gene Ontology annotation, cellular component: ribosome; cytosolic large ribosomal subunit. Gene Ontology annotation, biological process: translation. The record is from RefSeq and is a predicted model, not a curated record. Gene Ontology annotation, molecular function: structural constituent of ribosome; RNA binding. The transcript has 10 exons. Bases 1 to 1290 code for a protein of 429 amino acids. NCBI's taxonomy places the organism in Eukaryota, Metazoa, Chordata, Actinopteri, Perciformes, Anarhichadidae.